CUCCGCAUAUCGCAUCCAUCUUUUUUCCCUUCGAUUAGCAUCUUCUCGUGCAGACUCCUCAACCGCGACACAAUGCCGAUUUUGUUGGCCUCUUGGCCCUGAUCCACUGCAGUCCGGUGCAGUGGUAAAGUCGGUAACGCCCGAUCCAAGCAAGGGAAUGGAACUGGGAUAAAAUAAUUGGCAUCGCUUGUACUUACUCCACAGAAUGAGGGAGACCAAGUUUGCUCAUAUACACUGCACGCAUUUUCAUUUGGCGAAUCGCUUCCAGAAGCCAUUCGCGAGACCCGUGUGACAUGAUGCAACUGCAGUUGCUGUCAGCGACUCCCAUCGUGCACUACCCACUUACUCGACACAUCAAUCAGUGCCUGGUACACUUCUCACUCAAAAGCGAAGGUCGCUUCACCUCUCGAGCACGUCAACACCUGCUGGCAGGGAGACAAAGGAAAUCACGCUCCGAUAGCGAGGGAGAAUGAGUCAAGUCCGGCCAGAAGACGGCAAACUUGGUACAAUUCAAAAUCCGAGGACAUCUAAAGAUUGCAAAUCCACAAUGCCGAAGACAACUGUCAAGAAUCUGGAGCUCGAGCUCCAUGAUUUGCGAUCGGAGCUCGCAGAACUGAAAAAGACGACACUGAGGGCGACGCCAAGCGUCUCAGAACAAGUGCCCAACUUCGACUCGCAGCAGUUAGAGGUCAGCCAGGACAACGCGCGUCUGCUGCAUUUUGGGCUGCCAAUUGUGCAGUUCGCUCCAUCCCACGACAAGACGCAAGAGGAUGCAGGAGCAUGGUUGAGUUUGUGUGAGGCCAAGUUCGUGCUCGUGGGUCUGACCCACCUGGACAGCAGUCCGCUGCGGCGGCCAACGAUUUCAGGGACGCAGCCACUGGCUGGUACUCUGGUCCCUGAGACUCUCGUCCGGGAAGUCGACCCUGCCCUGGGCCGCCUUCAAAAGCGAGUUCCUGCAAACCUCGGCGUAGCCGUGACGCAGACAGGCCCUAUGAUGGCUAGUGAUGACAUCUAUACGCCUCAGCCGAGCCGUCCGGCGAACCCGAUUGUCGUUCACACGGUCUCCCAGACGCUGUCGCGUGCAGCAGCCCGCCCAACCCACCGGCGCAAAGUGCGCUGCUGGGACUGCAAUGAGGAGAGGCACGAGCGUGGGGAUCCGAGCUGCAAGGGUGCCUGGCAAGGCAGCAAGAACUAG
This is a messenger RNA of Tilletiaria anomala UBC 951, 1195 nucleotides long. RefSeq lists its product as uncharacterized. The coding region runs from base 470 to 1195 and encodes 241 amino acids. The record is from RefSeq and is a predicted model, not a curated record. The transcript is spliced from 2 exons. Lineage: Eukaryota; Fungi; Basidiomycota; Exobasidiomycetes; Georgefischeriales; Tilletiariaceae.